AAAAAUGUUGAUGAAAAAUAUUGUACUAAUUUGCGGAUUUCUGGUGAAUAAUUCUAGGGGAAGACUUGAUUAUAACUCUGAAUGUAAGGAUGCAAUUAGGCAUAUCGGGCUUCCUAGGAUUUGGAAAGAUGACAGUAAUAGUUCUCAUCCUCUAAAAUAUUUCUAUUCCAUAGAAUUCCAGUUUUCGAUAGCAAAUAAAGAACAAGAAAAUGACGAAAAAGUUCUGAAUACAGGUUGGUAUUCGACUGUACAUUCUCCAAUGCUCUCCUGCUUAGAUCAAGAGAGUCCCCAACUAGCAGAUAUAAUCAGAGAGAGUCUGUUGAGGAACGGUUCUACUGAUAACUACAGACUGUUUCGGCCUCUUGAAUACCAUUUAAAAAAUCCUGAACAAGUGCCUUUAGAAGUGGAUCAAAUUGUCUUCCAAGGAAAACUUAAAGAUGGAUUUUUUAUUGAAGCUGGAGCCCAUAAUUUCGAGUACUUCUCUGAUUCUUUAUAUUUUGAGUUAAACCAUGGCUGGAAGGGAUUAUUAGUAGAACCGCAUCCUGGGAAUUACAAGGAGGGAAUGAGCAAAAACAGAAAAGUUUCCAGUAUCAAUACCUGUCUCUCUCCUUUACCUAGAGUUUCCACCAUUCCAUUCAGUUUAAAUCGUCCUGGUGUUCUUCUAGUAGACGAUGAAACUGAGAAUACAGGUUUAAGUCUUCAAUGCUAUCCUUUGUUCUCAAUACUACAGGCAAUGGGUAAUCCUACAGUUAACUAUUUCAGUUUAGACAUAGAAGGAGGGGAGUUUCAAGUAUUGAAGACAAUUCCUUGGGAUAAAGUUGAUAUUCAGGUGCUCAGCGUAGAAACACAUUUUGCGGGGUUGAGAAGUGAGGGUUCUAGGGAUGAUAUUAUUGAAUACAUGAAGUCUGUUGGAUAUCAGUAUCUACAAUGGGGGCAUCAGGUGACAACCACAAUCCAAUAUAAGGACGGCAGCCAAGGAGAUUAUGAUUUAGUGAACGAUCUCUUUGUUAAGAAUGGAAUACCAGUUAUAAAUAUUUAUCAAUAAAAGUAUACUUUAGU
Messenger RNA from Eurytemora carolleeae, 1059 nucleotides. RefSeq lists its product as uncharacterized. Bases 5 to 1045 code for a protein of 346 amino acids. NCBI's taxonomy places the organism in Eukaryota, Metazoa, Arthropoda, Copepoda, Calanoida, Temoridae. The record is from RefSeq and is a predicted model, not a curated record. The transcript is spliced from 15 exons.